AUGGAUGAGGUCAAUCUGCGUCGCAAGGACACCACUAAGGGUCCGCCGCUACGGAUUCUGUCUCUAGAUGGAGGCGGCGUCCGCGGUUACUCCAUGCUCAUUAUUCUUCAGGAACUCAUGUAUCGGACGUAUGUCGAGUGCGAAGGCAAGCCGCCUCGCCGCGACCAAAUACCUAAACCCUGCGACCACUUCGAUCUGAUUGCCGGCACCGGUACUGGCGGGUUGAUCGCGAUCAUGCUGGGCCGUCUUCGCCUCGAUCUCGAGACCUGCAAGGAAGUUUAUGUACGCAUGACAAGGAGGGUUUUUGAGACGGACAAGACUAUCGCCGGUAUUCCUUAUCGCUCGACUUUGUUCAAGGCCUCGAAACUCGAAGAGGCGAUCCGGGAAUGCGUGCGCGAACAUACAGUCUUCGAGGCCGAGGGCAAUGACCAACCGACCGUCAGCAAUAACCCUCGAGCAUCGAUCACAAGUCUCCCCUAUACGAGUCCGGGCUCUGCUCCACAGAGGUCCGUCAGUCGAGGUAGUUUUAGCACGUCGGCGAAGUCCCACCCCCAGAGUCCGUCAACUCAAAGAGGGUCCACUUUUUUGAAUGGCCUGCGCUGGGGGAAUCCAGAGGCUCUCCUCUACGACAACCGAGAAUUCCGGACGAAAACUGCUGUCACCGCGUUAUACAAAGGAACCCAGCGUAACGGGUCAGCUGUGCUUCUGCGCUCCUACGACUCGCGCCGAGAACCCCCGCCCGAGUUUGACUGUACCAUCUGGCAGGCUGGCCGCGCCACGUCAGCUACAGGACUUGCCUUCAAACCCAUCCAGAUUGGCCAACAUGUGUUCAUCGACGAAGGGCCUGGAACCUACAAUCCGGCACCACAGGUCCUCGAGGAAGCGGUUGCCAACGAGUGGCCUGGUCGAGAAGUUGGCGUUUUCGUCAGUGUUGGAACUGGGCGACGCCCUCCCGGCACUAACAACCGACAGCAUGAAUGGUGGGAGGAUUUCUUUGGUUCUGCGACGGGCACCUUCGCCGAGGCACGACGACGAUUGAUUUCGAAAAUCGAGGGCUGUGAGACUAUCCAUCAAGAAAUGCUGCAAGACACGCUUGCCAAGCGUGGAGUCCCCCAGGACAACUACUACCGGUUUAAUGUGGAGGUUGGCGUGGGCGAGUUUGGUAUGAACGAGUGGAACCGGCUGGCGGACAUCAGCACGAAUACCCGGCAAUACCUAGCCAAAGGGGAGGUGAAAAAGAUGAUCCUCGACUCCAGUGUGAAGUUUGCCAAGAUCGACCGCAUGAACAAGCGCCUUGCCCAGCAUGCGGCCGCCGGAGGUGACCGUGAUGACAUGUCAUUUGACCUCGAGCGGGAAGAGAUCAUGGUCCACUCGCGCAACCCCUCGACCUACUCGGUGCCACCACCAUCGAAUCAAUUCGCAAUCGAGCUACCUGCCUCGCCGGUCGAAUACUUUCCCCAUCACCCCUCGCAGGCCUCUCCUCCAGUCCCUUCUAGUGUGACUGUGACCGCACCACCAGGACCGGACUCGCUACCCGCACAUCCAACUCCCCACGACAACAGCCUUCCUGUCUCACCCACGCGACACUCCAGCAGUGAUAUCGCUAGCUUCCGUCCCAGUCACGAGUAUAGCCGACCUCCCUCGCAAGGGCUGGGAUCUCCUGGGCGCAGCGCCGAGCACGUUCCAUCUUAUAAUGUGUCGCCGCUCAACGGCAUGCCCCCGCCCGUUCCGCCCAAGACACCCAUCCCAUAUCCAUCUACUGAGGACGGCAGUGUCUCUAUGCCUGCGCCGCUCUUCUCUCAACCGCACGUCCCCUUGCCAAGUAGCAAGGUGCGCCCGCCAUACCCCGUGGACGAGCCUCCGCCCGUGGUCAACAGACAGCGCAAGCCGAGUUACCACGUGCGGUGA
Penicillium daleae is the source of this 1908-nucleotide messenger RNA. RefSeq names its product putative Patatin-like serine hydrolase. Gene Ontology annotation, cellular component: membrane. Bases 1 to 1908 code for a protein of 635 amino acids. Gene Ontology annotation, biological process: arachidonate metabolic process. The transcript is spliced from 3 exons. NCBI's taxonomy places the organism in Eukaryota, Fungi, Ascomycota, Eurotiomycetes, Eurotiales, Aspergillaceae. The record is from RefSeq and is a predicted model, not a curated record.